This is a messenger RNA of Leptosomus discolor (cuckoo roller), 2208 nucleotides long. The record is from RefSeq and is a predicted model, not a curated record. Lineage: Eukaryota; Metazoa; Chordata; Aves; Leptosomiformes; Leptosomidae.
GAAAGUACUGUGGGUUUGGCUUUCAAAUGGAUGGUUUAAUUACUUCAAAAAGUAAUGAAGUCACAGUACAGUUCAUGAGUGGAACACACACUUCUGGACGUGGGUUUCUUGCAGCUUACUCAACCACUGACAAAUCAGACCUAAUUACCUGUUUAGACAAUGCAAGUCACUUUUCCGAACCAGAAUUCAAUAAGUAUUGUCCAGCUGGAUGUGUGAUUCCUUUUGCUGAUAUUUCAGGCACUAUUCCCCAUGGAUACAGAGAUUCAUCAUCACUUUGUAUGGCUGGUGUUCACGCAGGCGUUGUGUCAAAUACUCUGGGUGGCCAAAUUAAUGUUGUAAUCAGCAAGGGCAUUCCAUACUAUGAAGGCUCCCUGGCGAACAACGUCACCUCAAAAGUGGGACCAUUAUCUACAAGUCUCUUCACGUUUAAGACGAGCGGUUGCUAUGGAACACUGGGGAUGGAGUCUGGGGUAAUCCCCGAUUCCCAGAUCACGGCAUCAUCUGUUCUUGAGUGGUCUGACCAAACAGGACAAGUGAACAUCUGGAAACCUGAAAAUGCCAGGCUAAAAAGGGUUGGUCCUCCUUGGGCUGCUUUUAUCAGUGAUGAACAUCAGUGGUUGCAGAUUGACUUGAAUAAAGAAAAGAGAAUAACAGGUAUUAUAACUACUGGAUCAACCUUAGCAGAGUACUACUAUUACGUCUCAGCCUACAGAAUUUUAUACAGUGAUGAUGCACAGAAAUGGACAGUAUACAGAGAACCUGGCAUGGACAAAGAUAAGAUAUUUCAAGGGAACACUGAAUUGUACCAGGAAGUUCGCAAUAAUUUCAUUCCACCUGUUAUUGCACGUUUUUUUAGGAUCAACCCCUUAAAAUGGCACCAGAAAAUUGCAAUGAAAGUAGAAUUGCUAGGAUGUCAGUUUAGCAUAGGCCGUGCUCCUAAAAUCACCGUGCCACCACCACCUCCUCAGCACAAGAAUGAUGACUUCAGUGACGAUUUCAUUCAUUCAGUGAAGACUUCGUUGCAGACAGAUAAAACAACUUUCACACCUGAAAUAAAAAACACCACAGUGACUCCAAGUGUAACCAAAGAUGUGGCAUUGGCAGCAGUUCUGGUUCCAGUGCUGGUGAUGGUCUUCACUACUCUGAUUCUUAUCUUAGUUUGUGCGUGGCAUUGGAGAAACCGCAAGAAAAAAACGGAGGGCACUUACGAUCUACCUUACUGGGAUCGGGCAGGAUGGUGGAAAGGAAUGAAGCAGUUUCUCCCGACCAAAUCAGCAGAACAUGAAGAAACUCCCGUACGCUACAGCAACAGUGAAAUUAGUCACCUCAGACCAAGGGAAGUCCCAACAAUGCUGCAAACGGAGUCUGCAGAGUACGCUCAGCCACUGGUGGGGGGAAUUGUUGGCACGCUUCAUCAGAGAUCAACCUUUAAACCAGAGGAAGGAAAAGAAGCAAGUUACGCCGAUUUGGACCCUUACAAUUCACCCGUACAAGAAGUUUACCAUGCGUAUGCUGAACCACUGCCUAUAACUGGACCAGAAUAUGCAACUCCAAUAAUCAUGGACAUGUCCAGCCAUCCCAGCACACCUCUUGGCGUUCCUUCCAUUUCCACCUUCAAGGCUGCAGGGAACCAAGCUCCUCCUCUGGUUGGAACUUACAAUAAACUCUUAUCUAGGACAGAGAGCACGUCAUCAGCACAGGCACUGUACGAUACACCGAAGGGGCAGCCGGGGCCGGGUGCCACUGCCGAAUUGGUGUACCAGGUACCACAGAGUGUGGCCCAUUCCACUGGGAGUAAGGAUGAACUAAGUUAGCUCACGAGUAAGGUAGAAUGAUGGCUUGUUUUUAAAAGCCAGUUCCAUAAAGCUGACAAUUUCAUUUUUUAAAUUGCAUUGUUUUGAUAUUGUUAGUCUUAAAUAAUACAGUGUUGAACCAAAAGAUGUGGUAUUGGAGGACUGGGAAACCAGUCUGCCUUUCCUUAAGCUGUAUGCAUAAUUACAGCUUGUCUCCUGCAAAACCGUGGGUAUUUUUAUUACUACUGUACAAUUGUCGGUCAGACAUGAGAGAAGAACUCUUCAAGAUUAGCUUCAGUAAUUCAUAGAUGUGAAUGAUGAAUUGGAAGAAACAGUUUAAAGUACGAAAGCCGAUAAUUUCUUGCUAAUGGUACUAUUUCUAGGGAGGGAAAAAAACCCCAAAGCUCCUACUUUU